Messenger RNA from Suillus discolor, 1477 nucleotides. RefSeq lists its product as uncharacterized. Lineage: Eukaryota; Fungi; Basidiomycota; Agaricomycetes; Boletales; Suillaceae. The coding region runs from base 473 to 1477 and encodes 334 amino acids. The transcript has a single exon. The record is from RefSeq and is a predicted model, not a curated record.
AUUUCGGUAGAACCUGCAGGAGUGUGUUCAAUUACGACCCUUGUAAUCAUCCUAACCUGCCAUUAAGUACCGGGGCCAUAAUUAGUAUAGUAGUUCAUGCAUCAGGAAAUCUCGAGUUUAACUUUGACUCACUUAUAUCCAACUUUUCACAUCAAAUAGUAGGGAAGCGGACAAAAGUAAAAGUAACUUUUUUACACCAGACUUUGAUGCAAAAUAUUUACCGGCGAGAAUGUGUGAGAAUUUGAAAAUCCGACGAAAUUCAGUUGGCGAAAAUGUGUGACUCAUAUCCUCCCGAUAACCACAGUUGGUUACUUGUUCAAGAUUUAUAGAAUUAAUCGCGGGCGCUGCAGUCAAUGUUAAUGCGUGUGUGCUGCGCACAGUGCGCAGCGCUUACUCACUGCAACAUCAACAAUCUCCGAGUCUGCACGUCGUCACUCAGCUCAGCUUCCACAUCCUCCUACCGGGUCUCCAGAUGCCCAGGCUGUCAUAUGUGUGGUGCUCUUGUGAGAGCUACAGAUGUCGAGAUAAUCCUGAUGCAAGUGGUCAGAAACUACAGGCCGUUCAGACAGCUGCAAGACAUCAUGACGCUGAUCAGCAGCUCCGCGAGGCUCGUGCCGCUGAACCAGUUGAUGAUGUCGCUUCUGGGCAUGACCUACCUGCGCAUGAGCCCUUUGGAGCCGACGAACCAUUCGCGCAUAGUGAUGAUGAUGGGGAAGUGAACUUAGACCAUCCUCAGCUGCUAGACAACCUCUUCGAGACGUGGAAUGAACCCCCCAAUGUUCAAGGCCCAGAUAACUUCAGCACUGACGAAGAUGAAGAAAUCUUUCAGCGACUUGGACGAUCCAAUACACCAGAGGAUGAUGUGGAAGAUCCUGCUGUUCCUGAUGAUGAUCCUGGCGCUCUUCCUGAGGAUGGUGAUGGUGUCCCCCGUGAGGAUGAGACUGUUGCCGCUAUUGAUCUCUUUGUAUCACAGGGCACCCAGUUUGAUUUCUCGGAUGUUCAAGAAGCAGCGGAUAUUCACGCUGACCCUCCGUCAUGCAUGGAUGACCACCCAGCAGUCCGCAAUGCAUACAUACGUGCAUUUAUAUCUGCAGCUUUCUACAAUGCUACUCAUGCGGCGGUAUAUCACGAUCUUGAAGGAAAGGAGCGCCUUCUGCGCACCGCUCAACAGGCCAACCCUGAUAUCGAGUAUCCGGGGCUCGAUAACUUUGCCCGCACGCUCCCUGCCCUCCUCAGACAACUUGGUCUAUCAACAGAUCAAUUUAUUGUCUAUUUUUUCGUAUGUGAUAUCUGUUGGAAGCUACACCAUCCAUCAGAGCUUUCCGAGCUACUUUCCCCUAAUUGCACUGUCGCUGAUUGUGACGGAUCGUUGUACACCUCGAAACGACUCGCUGAUGGCAGGGUUUAUAAAGGAGUGAGAUCAAGGUUGAUCUGGUCGUAUUCGUCUGGGAGCUGGAUGUUGUGUUCUUGGAUGUAA